CCAUGAUGCCGAGUAUGCGAAGCCACACAAAAAUCAGAAGGUGCUUUUGUCACAGUGGGUGGACAGUGACGACGAUGAAAAUCCGUGUGAGCCAGAUGGAUUUCCAGGCUCACCUCCUGCACCACAGUAUGCACAACGGAAAGAUGAUACACAUGUGGUUCUAAAUUUAAAGGAUGAAGAGGUGUCGUUGUGUGAAAAGCUUUCACCCUCCCCAGAUAUAACUGGUGGAGCAUGUCAGAUAUGUAAAAAAAAAGCCCGAGAAAAGUUCAAGGAAUUAAGCGAAGAAAAUUUGCUCCUGAUCAAUAAAAAUCAAGAACUUAUCCUUGAACUGCAUGUAAUGAAAGAAGCGAUGAGAGAACUGCAUUUAAAAUGCAAGAGGCUGGAAGACGACAGCUGUGCGCUGCAGGAAGCCGAGAAAGCGUCCUCUCAGGGAGUUGCUGAACCUGAAUUACUUUAUCUAAGGAAACAAGCUCAAGAAUUGGUGGAUGAAAACGACGGGUUGAAAAUGACCAUCCAUCGUUUGAAUGUAGAACUGAGUCGAUAUCAAACAAAAUUUAGGCAUUUGUCCAAGGAAGAGAGUUUAACUAUUGAAGGCCUCCCAUCAAAGGGCCCUAUACCACCCUGGUUGUUGGAUAUAAAGUACCUGUCUCCAUUGUUGUUGGCUUAUGAGGACAGAAUGAAAGAGAAGGAUGAGCUCAAUGCCACCCUCGAGGUAGGUUGGCAGUAUCUCAGGAGAGACAGGGUUUAUAAGAAGUCAGAUGGUUGCAAACUUGGAGGAAAUGUGUUGGAGCUAGGUGUGCCCAACAUGUGGUAGAUACUCUAAAGGCUUGUUAAAGGACAGU
Lepus europaeus (European hare) is the source of this 842-nucleotide messenger RNA. RefSeq names its product centrosomal protein of 89 kDa-like. The transcript is spliced from 8 exons. Lineage: Eukaryota; Metazoa; Chordata; Mammalia; Lagomorpha; Leporidae. The coding region runs from base 338 to 814 and encodes 158 amino acids. Gene Ontology annotation, cellular component: centriole; ciliary transition fiber. Gene Ontology annotation, biological process: chemical synaptic transmission; cilium assembly; mitochondrion organization. The record is from RefSeq and is a predicted model, not a curated record.